AUGCGCGGCCUCUCCCGCGCCGUCCGGCUCAUGGCGGGGACCGGGGUCGGGACCGGGAUCGGGGGCUCCGGAGGCUCCUCCAUGGCCGGGAUCGGGCCCGGGGCCUCCGUCGCCACCGCGGCCGGGCAGAAGCGGCCGCGUCCCGAGCCCGCCCCGCUCAUCGGCACCCACGACGGCACCUUCCACUGCGACGAGGCGCUCGCGUGUUUCCUGCUGCGGCUCCUGCCCCGCUACCGGGACGCGGAGGUGGUGCGGACGCGGGACCCCCAGCGCCUGGCCCAGUGUGACGUGGUGGUGGACGUGGGGGGCGAGUACGACCCCGAGCGGCACCGCUACGACCACCACCAGAGGUCCUUCACAGAGUCCAUGAGGAGCCUCCGGCCCGACAAGCCCUGGAGCACGAAGCUGAGCAGCGCCGGGCUGGUCUAUUGUCACUUCGGCUCCCAGAUCCUGGCGGCGCUCCUGGGGCAGCCGGAGGACGGGCCCGUGGUCACGGCGCUCUACGAUAAGCUCUACGAGAACUUUGUGGAGGAGAUCGACGCCAUCGACAACGGGAUCGCGCAGGCGGAGGGGGAGCCCCGCUACGCCCUCACCACCACCCUGAGCGCCCGCGUGGGGCACCUGAACCCCCGCUGGAACGACCCCGACCAGGACACCGAGGCGGGGUUCAGGCGGGCGAUGGAGCUGGUGGGGAGUGAGUUCCUGGACCGGCUCGACUUCUACCACCGGGCCUGGCUGCCGGCACGGGCGCUGGUGGAAGAGGCUGUUCGGCGCCGCUUCGAGGUGGACUCGAGUGGGCAGGUGCUGGAGCUGCCCCAGGGCGGCUGCCCCUGGAAGGAGCACCUUUUCCAGCUGGAGAAGGAGCUGGCCCUGCCCAGGCCACUCCAGCUCGUGCUGUUCCCAGACCGGGGUGGGCAGUGGCGGGUUCAGAGCGUCCCCACGGGACCCCACACCUUCCAGAGCCGGCUGCCCCUGCCCGAGGCGUGGCGGGGGCUGCGGGACGAGGCCCUGUCCCAGCUCUGCGGCGUCCCCGGCUGCGUCUUCGUCCACGCCAGCGGCUUCAUCGGCGGCAACCGGAGCCGGGAGGGGGCCCUGGAGAUGGCACGGCGGGCACUGCGGCACGGGGGGGGCACGCAGAGCGGGUGAGCCCCCCCUCCCAUCGCCAUCACCCCAAAAGGGACCCCCCGGCCCAGCGCGGGGGGUUCCAGGGACAGCUGGGACUGUUCCUGUAAU
Messenger RNA from Pipra filicauda (Wire-tailed manakin), 1233 nucleotides. RefSeq names its product MYG1 exonuclease (gene MYG1). The coding region runs from base 1 to 1146 and encodes 381 amino acids. Lineage: Eukaryota; Metazoa; Chordata; Aves; Passeriformes; Pipridae. Gene Ontology annotation, cellular component: cytoplasm; nucleus. The transcript is spliced from 7 exons. The record is from RefSeq and is a predicted model, not a curated record.